UUAAAUAUCUUCUUUGGUUCAGACAAGUAUUUACUACAAAAUGUGAGUGUUUCAGACUUAUUCACGAAUACCUUAUUCGAUAAUUGACAUUUAUUUUAUAGGUUAUCUUCUAUAAUUUUAUAAAAGCAGCAAUUUCAUUACACUGCAUAAAAAUAAAAUAGAUCAAUAUAAUUCAUUAAACUCCGCAACUUUACUAAGAAUAAUGUAACAAUCGUACCCUGCGUGAACAAAUAAAACAAUAAGUAACUCAUUACUUGGAGUGGCGAAGUUCGUUUAUAAGUAGUCAAAUGAAGUUAGAACAAAUACAUAGUCAAAAUCUUAUUUUCUAAUGUUGAUACAACUGCGCAACCAGUCUAAAGUGUAAUAAUAUCUAGCCGAAUCUGUUACAUUAAAAACUCAGCUCUCAAUAAAAUAUGAUCAGUUUGUAAUGACAAAAAAGUGGCGUAAAGCGGUCAGUGGCCUUCUGGCAGUGAGUGCGGUGCGCGUAAUUCGCACCAGAUAACCCCCUCCAAAGCAAAUGCCCCUUGGAGGUAGUUUGUGCGAAACGGACCUUUCUCUCUUAGCGGACAGUGACAUAGUGACCGUGUUGGCGGCGGAGGGCUCGUGCCAUGCACCACUACAGCGUGGUAAUGCCACUGUGGGUCGUGGCGUACCUCAUGGCCGCGUCGCUCGCGAUGACUGCGACCGCCGCCCGCCGCGGACACACGGACCUCACAUUCGCCGAGUCCGUCUACGCAAAGCUAUCCGGUGCAUGUAGAGCGAUUCUGGAUUUACGAUACGGUUCUAUGAGUGACCAAAGUGAUUUAAUAAAAACUAUGAAGAUCGUUCAACUGGAUGGAACAACUAUCAGAAAUUUUCCAAUAAACGAAGCAUACACAAGCCUAACCAAAGAUGGAAUAUUUGAUAUCAGAAAACAAACUAAAAUAAUUAUUCAUGGAUACAAAGAUAAUUCACAGUCAGAAGUGACUUAUGAUUUAGCUCAAGCUUAUAAUGAGAAAAAAAUGUUUAACGUACUCCUAGUCGAUGCAGAACUGAUGAAUCAAGAUGGAUACAUUUUAUCAGUGCAUUUCGCUCGACUUAUAGGUAAAAGACUUGCAAAUCUUUUAGCAAAUCUUGAAAAUUUUGGAGCAACAGCCGAAGAUUUUCAUCUACUAGGAAUCAGUCUCGGAGCUCACGUGGCUGGCUGGGCCGGGAAAUACUUCCAACAAUAUAAAAUGCAUAACUUAGGCCGCAUUACCGGACUAGAUCCGGCAGGUCCAUGUUUCUCUAACGCCUACAGUAAUGAACGGUUAGAUCAAAGCGAUGCCACUUACGUGGAUAUACUGCAUUCAAACCGAUUAAUACAGGGAAUAAUUGAACCUGUAGGACAUGCUGACUUUUACAUCAACGGUGGAGGGCCGAACCAACCGGGGUGUUUCAUGCCAACCUGCAGUCAUCUACGAGCAGCGCAAGUUUACACGGAGAGUAUCAGAAUGCCGAAAUCUUACGUCGCGGUUAAAUGUAAAAGUUGGAAACAUUUUGAAUCAAAUUCUUGUGAAAAAGAUGAUUACGCAGUUCUAGGAUAUGGUUCAUCAACAGCAACACGUGGACUUUAUUAUUUACGCACGUUAUCAAAGCCUCCAUUCGGCCUCGGAAUGAAUGGAACCGAAAGCAAAACGCAAGUGACCGAUAGUUGGCUAAAAACUUAUGUGACGUGAACUGAUGUGAUAACCAAGUGCUAGCUCAAUUUCGUUAUGUGUAAUAAAUUGUUGCCAUAUUUUCUAAA
Trichoplusia ni (cabbage looper) is the source of this 1765-nucleotide messenger RNA. RefSeq names its product phospholipase A1-like. The transcript has 2 exons. The coding region runs from base 609 to 1697 and encodes 362 amino acids. Gene Ontology annotation, biological process: lipid metabolic process. The record is from RefSeq and is a predicted model, not a curated record. Gene Ontology annotation, molecular function: lipase activity. NCBI's taxonomy places the organism in Eukaryota, Metazoa, Arthropoda, Insecta, Lepidoptera, Noctuidae.